CCUCUUCCAAACUCUAUCCAUUUACCGCCCGAUAAUUCGUGGAGAUGGCCACUCCACGCGGGGCAAAAUCAUGGGGAAGGAUCGACAUGCGGGAUGAUGAAGCUAGGUACGACAUCUUGUAUAUCUAUCUCACGACCUCGCAACUGAUGGAGGAUUGUUUCACGACAGCGCUCCUCUUAUCCAAGACGACUCACCGCCAAGUUUGGUCAAUGCUCAAUCGACAAUGCCGUCCUCUUCUCAACAAGUUGAUUCUGGUUCUGCCAAGAUCCAUAAGGAGUACGCAGAGGAUGUGGAGGCUUCGAGGACUUUGAGCAAGGAUGCAGCUGGCAUCGAGCGUGUUGAGCUCACUGAUGAGGAUAACAAAAGAAUUCGACGAAAGACUGACAAAGUGAUUCUGGUGAUCCUUGUCUGGGUCUACUUCCUUCAAAUUCUGGAUAAAUCUGUCCUUGGAUACGGAUCCAUCUUCGGCCUCCAAAAAGAUACCGGCCUCGUUGGCAACCAAUAUUCUCUCGUCGGUUCCAUUGCACCCAUCGGCCAACUAGCAUGGCAACCAUUCUCAUCCAUCCUCAUUGUCAAAGUUCCCCAUCGAAUCCUGAUGCCAGCAUUGAUUCUUGGAUGGGGCAUUGCACAAGCUGCAAUGGCAGGGUGUCACAGCUACACUGGACUUCUUGUAACUCGAUUCUUCUUGGGCGUCUUCGAAGGCGGUUGUCUCCCGUUGUUCAGUGUCAUCACAAAUCAAUGGUAUCGAAGAGCUGAACAGCCAAUUCGAGUAGCGGCCUGGUAUGGCACGAACGGUAUCGCGACUAUUGUAGCUUCUGCCCUAUCAUUUGGCCUUGGUCACAUUCCAUCCGCACAUCUUUAUCCUUGGCAAAUUAUAUUCCUCUUUGUUGGUCUCGUCACUAUCCUCACAGCCCCCAUCGUUUACUGGAAACUCGACAAUGACAUAGGUUCUGCGCGAUUCCUCACUGACCACGAAAAGAUCCAAGCAGUUGAGCGACUCCGCGCCAAUCAAACUGGUAUCGGUUCACGACAAUUCGAAUGGACUCACGUCAAGGAAAUACUCAUCGAGCCCAAAAGUUAUCUAUGGGUCGGCAUGUCCCUCCUUCUUAAUGUUGGAGCUUCCGUCACGAAUACAUUUGGACCCCUCAUUUUAAGCGGCCUCGGAUUCAACAAGUACAUCACAUCACUACUCAACAUGCCUUUUGGAGCUGUACAAUUCAUCAUCAUCAUUCUCGCCUCAUACGCUGCUCAAAAAGUUCGCUUGAAAGCUCCUAUCUUGCUCGUCUUGGUGAUUCCCGUCAUCGUUGGACUUGCCAUGCUCUAUGCUAUCCCACGUUCGGAUACUGGUGCACUGCUUGGUGGAUACUAUCUGCUCGCUUUCUUGUUUGGGAGUAAUCCUCUUAUUGUCUCGUGGAUUGUUGGCAACACUGCUGGCACGACGAAGAAAUCCGUCAUCAUGUCUCUCUACAAUGCGGGGUCAUCGGCAGGGAACAUUAUCGGUCCUCUGCUCUUCAAUUCAGCUGAUGCGCCAACCUAUCACCCGGGACUUCGAGCAGUGCUGGCAAUUUUCGUCGCUCUUGCUGUUGUUGUCCUGCUUCAGCUUGCGAACUUGAUGGUUCUGAAUAAAAUGCAGUCCAGAAAGAGAGUGGCAAAUGGGAAAGCAGCCAUCAUCCACGAUGCUUCGAUGGAGAAUCAUUACGUUGAAAUCGAUACUGAAGGAGUAGGAAGACAUGCCUUUGAUUUGACGGAUCGUCAGAAUGAUGAGUUUGUAUAUAUUUAUUGAUAGCUCCAUGACCCUACG
Mollisia scopiformis is the source of this 1801-nucleotide messenger RNA. RefSeq names its product putative MFS transporter. Gene Ontology annotation, biological process: transmembrane transport. Gene Ontology annotation, molecular function: transmembrane transporter activity. Gene Ontology annotation, cellular component: membrane. NCBI's taxonomy places the organism in Eukaryota, Fungi, Ascomycota, Leotiomycetes, Helotiales, Mollisiaceae. The record is from RefSeq and is a predicted model, not a curated record. The coding region runs from base 224 to 1783 and encodes 519 amino acids. The transcript has 4 exons.